Amoebophrya sp. A25 is the source of this 2271-nucleotide messenger RNA. NCBI's taxonomy places the organism in Eukaryota, Dinophyceae, Syndiniales, Amoebophryaceae. The record is from the annotation of a GenBank genome assembly.
AUAAAAUUGCCGUAGAAGUAGAACUAGAAGUGAACAUCAUCCUUACUGCAUGUAGUGAUCUUUAAUGUUAUAUUCUUGUUACUUAGGUAGUAAAUUGAACAGAGAAAACAGACACUGAAAGAAGAACCCCUUGGAGACAUCCUCGUCGAGCAAGUUCUAGGUCGGGAAGCACUUCAUAUAAAUUGUACAGAGGUUGAGGUUCUUAAGAUUCGAAAAUUAUAGUACACAGGUUAGUCGUACUAGUACAGCGGUUGAGGUUAUUCGAAAAUGAGAGUUGUACAGAAGUCGUCGAGGUUAUUUAAGUAAUCAAAUACUGUGUCUGGUACAGACAUUUCAACAAUCCAGGAACUUUCAAGAGUAAGGAACUUUCUUAGAGUAGAAAGACCACCAAGAAUAAGAAAUCUCCAAGAAUGUCGGGCUCGAGCUCAGCUGUUCACUGGCGACUCGGAGGUCGAGAAGGCGAGUGGAGCGCUGAGGAUGUGGUAUGGUGGGCUUUCGCUGAUGAUCCGAUCGCAACGACUCUUGGCUACUUAUACCAUCAUUAUGGAUGGUGAAGUGAGGAUGCAGAAGUUUUUCUUUUUUCCAAUCGUCGUAGUGAGCAUUUCGAUUUUUCCAACUUUGAACUGUUUAGCCCGAUCAUCGUCGUAGCAUUUUUUCACUUUGUCUGUUCAAAGUGGCGAAAGGGUUGUUCUGGGAUCUUUUGAGGGUGAAGAGGGGAUGCAUGGUCCUCUUGCUACUUCGAUGGAUAUAACUGAAAACAACUCGCACUUCUUUCAUGAUCACGUGUUCCGCUUCAUGGAAUUUGUUCCAUUGUACGUGGGUACCAUUGUGCUUCUACGAUAUGCCAAUCGCAGAUACGAUAUGGAGUUGUUGGAAAAGAUAGCAGCGAGACAAGCACAAAAUUAAGGGUCGUUUCCACCCAAUUACAUUUCUCAGUACUAAACCAUCCUUGGCUCUUUUCCUACCAGAAGUAGAGCCAAGGAUCUUCUGAGGAACGUAAAAUUCCGUAACCUCUAAGAAAAAGAAAGACAUCCUUCAGACAAAGACACAGAGGGCGAAGGAACUACAACUGCGAAUAAAAACGAGAACAAGCUUUAAGGCUUAGUUAGUAGCAUCUUAAUUAUGGAGCUUGAUAAUGCUGAACAAUUUUCACGACCUUCAUUUUAUGGAGUGCUUUCCGUUUCUCGGAAUCUCAGUGGGGAUGAUACCACGCACUAGAUGAAGAAAGUAAGACGCUUUGUUGCUGAUGAGCAAUUUAGGUAAAAAAUCUCUAAAGCUGGUUGAACUUGAAGCGGUUACCGCGGCUAAAACAAGGCGUCUUGAUGCUAUUGGUCCUUGCAGUGAUAGUCGUCAGCGUCUAUCUCUUGGUGAAAACUGGAAUUAUCCAACUCUACAACCUGGUCUGUUACUUGUUCACAAGUCACGGUACGAGCAAGAAUUCAGUUUUUGAACAUGAAGACGCCGCUGCCGACAAACGACAGCUCGCGCUCUCUGGAGGCUGGAUCCUUCUGUUAAGAACUGCAGGAGCUAACCGUUGUAUCAUCUUCAACUUGGAUAUAAGCAUUAAUAUGGAUGUUUUUGUCUACCAAAUAGAUAUCUUCAACUUGGACAUCAUCAUUAUAGAGGAUGUCUACCAAAUAGAUAAGUAAUACGGUAUGCCAGCCAUUUAAAUACCUUCUAUCAGUACCUUCUUUCUAAUAUUCGGCUUAGGGGCUGUUGCGGUAUCUCUCUUUCUAGACUACGCGAUACAGCAGAUAGCUCUCGCUGCCCAAAAACAGGAUAUGGAACGACAAAAACAGUUAAGGUGACCAGUCUUGAAUUCGAUAAAGCCAUAGUGAAGUUAUAAUAUUUAUACGUAUGUUCUUCAUCAUCAACAUACACAAGCUAUUGGUACUAUUCAGUCAAGGCCGUGAGUAUGCACCUCAGAAGCUUGUGUCUGCUCCAGUGGCGGAUAAGGCGCAUCUUCGCUAAGAUAGGAAGUCGAACGAGGAGAUACGAGAUGGAGUUCGGGGACGAUUCUGCGUAAGAAUACGGCGAAAGACGAAAUGGAGCGUGAUACAAAGUUGGAUUGAGCAUCGACGUCUCUAAUUAAAAAUCAUGAGAUUGAGAAAUACCGUGCUAGAUGAAAGAUGAAAGAAAGAAACUAUACUCAAAAAAAUGGUGCAGUGAUCAUCGCUCUGCCUCAACACGAUGAACAGAGGACCACGACGGAUGUCCCGGGAUUAGCCGCGGCAAAUAUACAAGUUGCAUCAUUUGAAGUUUCCAAGCAAC